CACAGUACACUACUUACUACUAUUUACUGCAUAGUGAAUUCCAAUGAGGUCCCAAAAUUUCAAAAAACGUUCGUGUUUGGUGAAAAGCUUGUUUUAUAUAAUUUUUAAUUUAAGGAAGAGUACCGCAAUGGUGUAGGAUAUUACAAGACUUACGCAAUGGAAGAAGACGAUCCUGUUGUUCAAGAGAUACCAGUGUUCUUAUCCCAAGCUUUGACAAAGAAUCUAUAUAUCUAUCAGUAUCCAGUAAGACCGGCCAAUAGGGAUUGGUCAAAUGCAAAAGUUGAAAAUGUUUCUAUUAAGCCGCGGAACAAAUUAGUACGAAUGGAAAUUGGCUUAGAUACUUACAGCGAUAAGUAUUGUUCAUCCAAAGGUGAACAAAUUGCUGUUAAUACCGAUGGGCUGCAUGGAUUACUUAAAGAUAAAGAACGUGAAAAAUCUAGAUAUUUUAAGACUGAUAUAAUGGAUAAAAUUGUUUAUGAAAGUAGUUCUACUUGUGUUGAUACACAACAUUAUGCUAUUGGAAUAUUGCAAGAUAAGGAGCUGCAUUGUACUCCCAUCCAAGGUAUAGUCCAAUUACGUCCAUCCUAUUCAUAUUGUGACAAACAAGAUAAAAGAAAGCAGGAUAAGAAUGAAUUGGAUGUGUCAGAUGAUGAAGAAAAGGAACCGGAAAUACAGCAGGUGACAGUAAAGUUUGCACGAGUAGAGACUGAAGUUGCAAAGAAAGCCAGGGAAAAAUCCUUUCACACAAUUAGCCAAAAGGUUGCUGAAGAGCCAUGGUAUGAUGCAUUGUGGAAAAGCUCAAAAAGUGAUCAGGCUGAGUUGGAGAGAUUGAAGCUGUUUAGUGCUACAUCAUCAGACGGAUCUGCUUUGACAUUAGAGGCACAGGAUUACAUCAAAGAACUAGUUCCAAGUGCUGAAGAAGACGAACAUGAGACUGAAAAAUCACAAACAUUACCAGAAGUCAUUAAGGAGAUACUAUUGGAUGCUAAACUAAUGACAUUCACGGAACUCCGUGAAGCGGUACGCCGUAGUGGCAUUCAAAGUGGCGACGCGGCCCUUUUAGGCGCUCUGGGUGGGGCCGCUUGCUGUGUGAGAGGUUUAUGGGCGCCGAGAUCACAUGACGUAUACCCGCGCGCCACGCCAGCACCCCCAAGACUGCUUUGUGCUGCUAGAGACCAUGUGCUAUAUCUUUUCACUCAACACCCAUAUGUGGACAGGCGAAAGAUUACCGCCGCAGUCCGAUUGCCAGCAAGUGACGUGCUUGGAAUACUUCAGUCUGUCGCUAAACUGAAUCCCAACACCGGUUGGGAGCUUUUAUUACCACCGGACCUCGUUUUCGAAGCUAAAUAUCCAGAAAUAAUACAACGCCAGAAUCUAUACUGGGAAGCCAGACAGCGGCAGUUCAACGAAAUGUUAAUGGGAGAAUGUGUACCGAAGAGGCAAAGGAAAAAAUCCCAAAGAGAUUCUAUAAGUUCAGAUACAAUGUUAAGUCCAAAACCGAGGUGUAAUAGUGUUAGUGAAGAGGAAAGUGAUAGAAAACGAUAUAAAAAUAAAUCUGCUAGUGGGGUGGGAAAACGGACUAGACAUGUGAGUGGGGGACCCGAUACGUGACUAUAGUGCUAGUAGGUUAUCAAUUUAGGAAUCAGUGUGAAUAUAUGGCUGUUGAAUGUGUAAGUUAAUUUAAAUAUGCGUUUUGAACUUCCUAUUUAUUGGGCCAUUAUUAACAAUUUACUUUUUUAGUAUACAUAAAGAAUAAAUUGCUUAGUAGAAAAUAAAAAGAUCUCUCUCUCAAACAUUUUAUGUUUAUUUACUAAUCUUUCUGUUGUGUUGAUAGAAUAUUCUAUCUACAUUCUAUUAAUUUUUGUGAUACAAUUAAUAGAUAAAAAUAAUGUUAUAGAAAUGUUUAAUGUUUAUUUUGCUUUUGUUAUAUGCAGCAUAAAAUACUACAAUUCAGGAAAAUAGUCAUGUGAUUUCAUUAAACUUUAGUAAAUGCCUUUUUUAGAAUGUGCUAACAUUAUGAAAGUAUGUCACACAAAGUGUAGCCCAAAUAUGUAAAUCUGUUUUUUUUUAACUUAUAACACUUAUCACCUCUGAGUGUGAAUCCUGGUCUUGUGUGUGACUCCAAUUGAAUCUAAUUGUUUUCGGUUAACAAGCACAGAAGGCUAACGUACUUGCUAAACACAGCAUCAUUGGUCCUUGCUUACAUGCAUUUCAUCUUGAAUUAAAACCAGUGCCUUAUGGUCUUGGCUAUAGAUUUCUUUGUUUUCUUCUAAGUGGCAAGUAGAUGAUCAGCAGAUGAUAUACUUGUUACAUGUUUGGGAAACAUCUUUGUAGAAACAACUAUGCAGACAUGAAAAAUUCAAGGAUUGAUUGUGUCAUUCGAACACACCUGGCAAAUGCUUGCCUAGACAUUGGGCCAAUGCUGUCCUAUUUAACAUUAAUUUAAUUGUAUAUCUAUCUUAAUGUUGAUGAAAUAAGGGUGUUAUUAUCAAAUAUGAUACUCUUCCUUUGCAAUGUUACAUUUGGAGUGUUAUUUCAACGAAAAAUAUGAUGUUUUCUGAGAAAUUCUUAAGUAAAUGUGUAAUUGUUAUUAUUGUGUAUGUUAUCAAGUUUAAGUGUAUAUUUUUAUUUUAUACGAAAUACAAAAUAAUAAAAUAU
This is a messenger RNA of Pieris rapae (cabbage white), 2658 nucleotides long. RefSeq names its product DNA-directed RNA polymerase III subunit RPC5 (gene Polr3E). Bases 157 to 1611 code for a protein of 484 amino acids. The record is from RefSeq and is a predicted model, not a curated record. Lineage: Eukaryota; Metazoa; Arthropoda; Insecta; Lepidoptera; Pieridae. The transcript has 8 exons. Gene Ontology annotation, cellular component: RNA polymerase III complex; nucleus. Gene Ontology annotation, biological process: DNA-templated transcription.